Messenger RNA from Glycine soja, 1230 nucleotides. Its product is annotated as death-associated inhibitor of apoptosis 1-like. The transcript has a single exon. The record is from RefSeq and is a predicted model, not a curated record. The coding region runs from base 434 to 1024 and encodes 196 amino acids. NCBI's taxonomy places the organism in Eukaryota, Viridiplantae, Streptophyta, Magnoliopsida, Fabales, Fabaceae.
GCCAACAGAACACUGAUACGUGUUCGAUUUAGUUACAACUUAGUAUUGUACUUACUAAUAUUAAUAUAUGAUGAUGUUUAGCUUGGUUAGCAAAACUGUUGAAAUAAAUAUGGAGUAAAUUGCUUUUGAGGGGAAAAAAGAAAAGAAAAAGGAGAAUUAUUGUAUGCGUGAGAGAGUGUUACUCAAAUUACGAGACUAUAAAGAAGCAUCACAGUCUGUAAAGGAACUAGGUUUCUUGGAUCUUCUUCUUCUAUUCUGGAGUAAAUAAGGGAGGUUGCAAUGGACACUAGUAUUAGUAUUAGUUAAAGAAAACCCCAUUGCAUUCCAUUUGGCAACUAUUCCUAUCCAAUUUUAAAUGCUCUUCCACCUCACGAGAUCUCCGUGGCCCUAGCCUACCACUACUCACUUCUUCAAUGUCCUACUCCUCUUCGAUAUGAGUCAACUCGGCGCCGUGUUGCGGACUCAGAGGGAGCCCAGGAGGAGUACCAUUCUGGGUUUGUUGACGGAGCAAAUGGACGGCGUUGAUAGUGGGACCCGCAGGAGGCGCAGCUUCAAGGAGCGCUUCGGAUUCAUCGGCAUGGGGUGCUGUGGGGCCACCUGGGGCUUCCGUUCCGACGCGCUAAGUGUCACCCAAGGAGAACAGCAACAGCAGGAAACGGAUCCAGAGUGCGUGGGUCCAGCAGGUUUGGGUUCGGGUAUGAAUCUCGCGGCGGCGUUAGCGGCGGAGAGGCAGCUCCGGGGGCCGCAGGAGGAGGCAGUGAGAGCGCCGGGGACGCCGUGGAGGGUGUCGCUGAUGAGGCUGCUGGAGGAGACCGAGGCGGAGAAGGAGAAGGAGAAAGAGAAAGAGGAGAAUGUUGUGGGGAAUGAUUCGGUGUGCUGCGUGUGCAUGGGAAGGAAGAAAGGCGCAGCGUUCAUCCCAUGUGGACACACUUUUUGCAGGGUGUGUUCCAGGGAACUGUGGCUUAAUCGAGGCUCUUGUCCCCUUUGCAAUCGCUCCAUCCUCGAGAUUCUCGACAUUUUCUAGAAUUUCUUCUAACUACUUUUUAUUAUUCUUGAUCCAGAACCAACCACUUCAUCCCUCCGCAUGUGUAAUAGUAUCAUACUAUGAAUCUCAUCAUGUAUUUGUUACCGCGCUAAAUGUUUCUCUCUUGUAUGUACUAUAUACUACUAUAUGCCUGUGACUUUACACCAGACAACAUUCAACAAAGUCGGCUCCAUUAUUUUGUUUCU